This is a messenger RNA of Cygnus olor (mute swan), 5183 nucleotides long. It is a transcript of the gene TMEM154, whose product is annotated as transmembrane protein 154. The transcript is spliced from 7 exons. The record is from RefSeq and is a predicted model, not a curated record. Lineage: Eukaryota; Metazoa; Chordata; Aves; Anseriformes; Anatidae. Bases 165 to 863 code for a protein of 232 amino acids.
AUCCCUGCCUGCUUGACAGGCCCGGACAGCAUUACAUCACUUCCUAAAAACAAUCAAACGGAGCCCAUCUCCCGGAGAAAUACAACUCAGAGGCACCGGGGCAGGAAACAGGAAAUGUAAAUGCUCUGCCGAAGCCCAGAGAGAGCCACGGAGGCCGAGGCAGCAUGCAGGCACCCGGCUGGGUCCCGCUGCUGAGCACCCUGCUCCUCGCCCGGGAGGGCAACGGUUCCGAAAAUGGCGAGGAUGGUUCUGGCUAUGGAUCACCAGCAUUACCCACCGCCACAGUGAUACCUUCUCCUGCUGUCACUCCUGCGUCCUCUACAACCGUGGGCAGCACCCAGCCAGUACUGGUCUCUACAAGGCCUACUGAAGGCAGCUCUGGAGCGGAAAGUGUUCCAAGCACUGAACUGCAUGACAUGAGCAAUAAUGAGAGCGUAGAGACAGAGGAGCCAUCUGUCUUGGUGUACGCUGUCCCCGCUGUGCUGCUGGCCCUGCUGAUUUUGCUGGUUAUAGCUUUUAUAGUAGUCCAUAAAAGGAAAAAGUCUAAGCAAGAUGAGCUGGGAAGUGAAAACGUAAAAAGGCAACAGGCAAAGGAGAGGCAGCGGGAUGGGGCGGGCGAGAGCUGCCCCACGGGGACCCAUGCAGCAUCUGCCCCUGGCCCCGCCAGCCACCACGAGAUAUGGCCAUGCCACGAGCAGAGUCCUAUUUUUGAAGAAGACACCCCCUCUGUUAUGGAGAUAGAAAUGGAAGAGCUUGAUAAGUGGAUGAACAGCAUGAACAAAAAUGCUGAUUGUGAAUGUUUGCCUACUGUGAGAGAAGAAGAAAAAGAAUCGAUGGCCAACCCGAGUGAUGGUGAAUCAUGAAGUCACAGCAGCAGAGAACUGCUUAAAGGGAAGCAGCACACGAGCUGACAGACCCCAGAUCCCGGAUGAACUGGAUUUAAACAUGAUUCAUCUCAAAAGGCUGGAGGAGCAAAUGCUUUUGUUGUGCCCUGCUACUUAUAAUCUUCAGAAAAGAAGCAUCAAGACAAAAAAAAUAAAGAGAAAAGUGCUAUAGUAGGACUAGGAGGUUGACUUAAAUUCCUUCCGUAGUGACAUUCAUCACCAGUCAAGAGAAACAUUUUCCCCACCCCAAAAAAGAGCUGUCCAUGUUUCUGUGUAGCUCUCCUUUUCUGCAUAGCGCAGCACCUAAGAGCAUGUAUGCGCUAAAUUCGGUGGGCUGUUUGUUCAUUCUUUUUGAUUUAAACAGCACCCAUAAUUCUGGAUUGCACUGGUUUAGUGUGUUCAAAUCAGACUGUUGAGCUCAUAUCGAUGUCAUGUUUACUUUUCAAUUUGUUUUUUUGUAAUGGUGCACUGAUUUGCACAGGACUUAUGCUUAGGGCAGUAAAAGACUAGGACUAGCAGACAGCUGCGAGGACAGACAGCAGCUGAAGUGGUCCCAAAGGAUUUGCCAGGAGGCAGCCUGCAGCCCAGCAAGGGUACAAUCCCCCUAGCAAGCAUUUUCUUUUUCAAACUAAAGAUGCCAUAGAAAUUAAAAAUAUUAUUUCAAUAUUGCCUUUGAGUUAGCCCACUCCACAGCUCAGCACUGUGCUAGAUCUCACUACCCAGCACUUCUUCCUGCGCAGCACUGCUCACCAACAUCAACCUGCUUCAGGCACGCUCAGCUUGAAAAUGCUUCUCCUCAUCAAAAUGGGCUGGGAGAUUGAACAAUUCAGUGCUCAUACCAAACACAUCUGGUAGAUAAGCAUGCAUUAUUCCUAACCACUUGGUCAAGGACUUCAGCUGCAAGAAGAUUACAGCUUCAGGUUUUGAAGACUGAGCUUGGAAUAUCUGAAAGACAUUGGCUUCUCAACAUGCCUGCUCUCCUUCAGUGACACUGGAAACCAGACUCCUGAGAUACCUCAAGUUGAGAGCACAAGAGCGCAAACAUUGUAUUACUCCCACUGAUUUUAGGUGGCGAGUCUUACUGAUGUGGUUUAAAUGUGCAACACACGAAACUGGAUACUUGUCUGUGCAAAGCUUCCCCUCCACUGUAUUGAAAGCUUGCAUCUUAUGACACCUUAGAUCCUUCCAUAUCACAUCCUACCUGUCCUCAUAUUCUAUUCAAAUGAGAAACUUCCUGGUCAAUAGCUCUUCAUUAUGCUCAGUUUUCUUUUAUUUGCAAAUAUUUUACUAAUAUAUGUUCAUGCCUAGCUUGGUUAAAGAGAGCAAGUGAACAGUACCCCCAGAGCCCUAGGAUGACAAUUAAUGCUCACUAACAUCUGACAAAUACAGAGGAGGGGUCAACUUUGUGAAUAAUUGAGAAUGUGUCAAACAGAAAAAAGUGUUUACAGCUAACCAUUUUCCUGAAUGUAUUCAUCACUGAAUAUGAACUGACUAGUAAUUUCCUCAAAGAGUAAAUAUUUCCUCAUUGUUCAAAGACAAUUUAUUGCAAAUACUGGAUUUAAUACGGGUGAUGCUAAAUUAAUUUUCCUUGCUUCGAUGAUUUUUAACUUUGAAAAAAUGUUGUAAGAGAUAAAUGUAAAACAUUUUUUUCAAACAUUUUCACAAGUUCCUGACAGUAAAAUCACUCUCUAGAACACUGAUUUACAGUAAUACAAUCACAGGGGAAAAAGGGGAAGACAAAUUAAGACAAGUAGAAAAAAAUAGAAGCAGAUAUUUUCCAGGAGCAGUUUUGUUACCAGUUUCUUCCCAACGGAACUAAGUUGCUACGCUAAGGCUUCCUACAGUUUGCAAAGCAAUAUUCAGAAGAUGUUCAAAAGAAUGUUUUCUGUAACCGCUCGUGAGAAAACAAUGUGCUUUGAGACCAUUACUCAUUACUGGUUGUGUGGCUGGCAUGCAGUGGUUUGCAACAGCAGCAUCCCAUGGUGCCUCUUGCCCUACUCCAGCCCACACCACCCCACAUCCAGCAAGUGCUGCCUUCUCCAAGAAGCCAGCUGAAGCCCAGCUCAGACAAAGAACCAAGGUCUAUGCCUCUUCCUGUGGUGCUUUUUUUAGUUGACUUCAAAACUUACCCGACCCCUCAAAAUGGCAUUCUGUGGCGUACCAGAACCACGACAUGAUGAUCCUUCACCCUGUCCUAGCCAUGGAUCUAGGACAGUGAAUAAUGCACUACAGUGCAUGGAGACUGCUUCAGAACAGACUGUUGUGCAUAUAUUCUGUUGUUGGUUUUGAAUUACUAUUAAUCCCCAAUUGGUCAAAAUGCUGCACAGUUUCAAGUAAUUUUCUUGGACACUUGGUUUCCCUGAAAGAUUUAAGUAAAAACUGGAGGGAACACAUUUUCUGUAAAGUUAUGUUAAUAAGCAUUAACCCUUGUUCUGAAGUUCAUCAUUAGCAAUUUCUACCUCAAGCUUUAAAUUAAUUCUUUCCAGAAUUAAUCUUGAGGUGACAGCUCUAUAAAGAGCCAGAUUACGCCACUUACCCUUUCUAAAAAACUUAGACCAGGACAUGUCUUUCCUUCUUCCAGAACUUUCUAACCAUUUCAAAAUACAAAAUAAGGGCUUGGACAUUUCCCUGGCCAAUUCUGGAUGCAACUUAUCUGCCAUUUUUAAAGGCAGUAGAUCUAAUCUAAAAGUUGCCAAGUUACUAUUGAAAAGUUAGGACUUGAUUAAAUCUUGUCCUCCCUAUGCAAAAGAGACCAGGUGUUGAAUGAUUUGUAUUGCAAGAUAGUUAUGGAUACUUCUAAUAGGUCCCCUCAGUACUCUGAGUGAGUUUAGUGUUUCUAUUUUCUCUUAACAUAGACUUUUAUGGCUUUUUCUCCUUUCCCUCUGAUCUCCUAGUCUUAACAACAGACUCCUCUGGAGGCUGAUGUGAUAACCCCACUGCCUCUCCAGGCUGCCCAUUUCACCCCUCUAGUAUCUUUCUUUCAUUUCUAUGUGGACUUAGGCAUUUUCCAAGGCCAUCACUCAGCAUCCAUUUAGGUUACAGCCAAGCAUCUCUGCAGACCCCAGCAGUUAUGGAUGAAGCUUCAGCAUGGUCACGGCCUUGAUUCCUUUCUUCCUCACUCCCAUCCAAUAUUCCCCUCUCCUGGAUAAUAGCCUGCCCAUUGCACUUCAGUCUGUUUUAUACUUUUCAUCUGUUCCUGCUCAUUUUCUUUCACAUACACUGGUGAUCUCUAUAUUAAUCAUGUAGGUGGACUAAACUACACUGGAUUUAGACCAUCUUGCUCCUGCACUACUACAGCCAAAGGGUUAAAAUAUUCUAGUUUACAUGUACUAACAUUAUACCUCCUCUUUGUUCACGUUAAUUUUUCCCUAAAUGAUUUACACAGUCAGGUCCUCUAGCCUACAAAACAAAGAGCAGCACAACCAGGCAGCAGAUAGUAUGGUAGCAGAUUAUUUUAAUAUUGCCAUGGACUAUAUAGAUUAUGCCUCUGCUGUAACAUCCUAAUCAUCUGCCUGGUCUAAACAGAUCCAUCCCACCAUCAUUUUGCCACCAAGUGAUGACUCAAGUUAUUAUUCCUCUGUAGAAACCAAGGAAAAACACACAAAUAGGAAGUUACUUGCACUACGUGCUACUCUACAAUGUUCAGCAAAUGUGAUGAUCCCUAAAUAACUGUUACCUCUUCCCUUAUUUUCUUCAAGUACUUGAGCAGUUGUUACCAACAUUCCUCAGGACAAUUACAUAUCUAAUUUAGAGUAAGCAAUUUUUGUCCUACAGAAAGCAGUAAGCUACAGACCCAAAAGAAGACUUGUUUGAGAACCAUAUGGAUAAAAAGGAGGGUAAUUGAGAACUAUCAUCCUCCUAGAUGUGAUGAAAUCAAUACGUUAAAGAAGAUUUUCAACAAAGUAGAAAUAACACCUCCAUAAAAUUACAAAUACAGAGUACUGGCAUCACCAGCAGUUAAUAGCACAACAGUCCUGCACUCAAACACAUAACCUUCCAUUAACCCCACAAAAAGAAGGUUGCUUUUGGUUUCUAGGAAAUCGUAAGUCAUGCAUCCCCAGAUAUCUACUGAUUUAUGAGAUCAAAAUAAUUAAUAUUUUCAGUGCCAAAUCCAAUGGAAGGCUAUGAGAAAACACCGUUUACUUUUUGUGUAUGAAAUUGCUGUAUGUGCAAUUGUUUUGUCAAAGAGCUGUUUCAAAUAAUUUUGUAAUGUAAAUAUUUCAAAGUCAUAAUAUCACUUAGAUGUAUUUAAGAGCAUCAGAUUUAAGACAACUUUUUCUAAUAAAGGUUUAUAGUAGU